CGCCGGAUGUGGACUGAGACGCAAUGGGUCAAUCUCUCAAAACAAGCCCGAGAUCUUGGUCUGCCAAAGCUACCAUACUUUGAUCCGGCGACGAUGCUGCUGAGCAAGGAAGUGAAUGUGAAGUUAUGGAAACAGCUUAAAAAUCUCUACCACGUUCUGGGACCUGAUAAAGCGCCAUACGCAUGCCCGAAGAUGGUUGAGGGUGGAGAGGUCAAGUGGUAUUCUUAUAUGGGUGAAAGCAAAGGCGAUGAG
Molecule: messenger RNA, 252 nt
Organism: Cyphellophora europaea CBS 101466
Lineage: Eukaryota; Fungi; Ascomycota; Eurotiomycetes; Chaetothyriales; Cyphellophoraceae
Exons: 2
Source: RefSeq, a predicted model, not a curated record